This is a messenger RNA of Schizosaccharomyces japonicus yFS275, 222 nucleotides long. Its product is annotated as ubiquitin-like protein modifier Hub1. Bases 1 to 222 code for a protein of 73 amino acids. Gene Ontology annotation, biological process: mRNA cis splicing, via spliceosome. The record is from RefSeq and is a predicted model, not a curated record. NCBI's taxonomy places the organism in Eukaryota, Fungi, Ascomycota, Schizosaccharomycetes, Schizosaccharomycetales, Schizosaccharomycetaceae. The transcript is spliced from 3 exons. Gene Ontology annotation, cellular component: nucleus; cytoplasm.
AUGAUUGAGGUUAUUUGCAACGAUCGUCUCGGAAAAAAAGUUCGUGUCAAAUGCAUGCCUGACGAUACCAUUGGCGAUUUCAAAAAACUUGUAGCGGCCCAGACUGGUACUGACCCGAGAAAAAUUGUCUUGAAAAAGUGGAACUCUGUGUUCAAGGACGGCAUCACACUUGCCGAUUAUGAAAUCCAUGAUGGUAUGAGCCUGGAACUGUACUAUGCAUAA